Molecule: messenger RNA, 1482 nt
Organism: Lathyrus sativus (Indian pea)
Lineage: Eukaryota; Viridiplantae; Streptophyta; Magnoliopsida; Fabales; Fabaceae
Source: the annotation of a GenBank genome assembly
AUGGAUUUGCAUAAGCCAGCACACGUGGUUGUACUGUCGAGCCCAGGCUUAGGGCAUCUGAUCCCCACGAUCGAACUCGGCAGACACUUCGUCAUCCACCACAACUUCAAACUCACAAUCCUCGCCAUCACUUCCCAAACCUCACACACUGAAUCCCAAAUCCUCCAAUCAGCCACCAAUCCCUCCCUCUAUACCAUCAUCCAAAUCCCAUCACCCAACAUUUCCUCCCUCCUCCCAUCCUCCGCCGCAGUCUGCACCCGCCUCUUCCUAACAAUGCGCUACUCCCUACCUUCCAUCAAAUCCACCCUCACAAACUUAGAUAUCCCUCCUUCUGCCCUCAUCGUCGACAUAUUCGGAACAGAGGCUUUAACCUUAGCAGAACAACUCAACAUUCCUAAAUUCGUAUACGUAGCUUCCCAUGCUUGGUUUCUUUCGCUCUUUGCCUAUUCUCCCGUUUUGGACAAACAAAUCCAAGGACAAUACAUUGACCAGAAAGAACCGUUCAAGAUCCCUGGCUGUAAACCGCUUCGACCCGAGGAUUUAGUUGAUCCAAUGCUGGAUCGGAACGACUUGCAGUAUAAAGAAUUUCUUGUCGCAGCGAAUAACCUCCCCAAAAGCGACGCCAUUUUAGUUAACACAUGGGAUGAUCUUCAACAUAGAGAUCUAAAAGCGCUAAAUGGGGAGUUAUCGGGUGUGAUGAAGGUUCCUGUAUUUGCUGUUGGACCCCUGGUUAGACAAACCGAGUCAGAAAUGAGUCAAGAUACCGAGUCAAUGUUUCAAUGGCUUAAUAAGCAACCGAAGGAAUCUGUAAUUUACGUUUCGUUUGGAAGCGGUGGAACGAUGUCGUGUGAGCAAAUGAGGGAAAUAGCUUUUGGUUUGGAGUUAAGUAAACAGAGAUUCAUUUGGGUGGUGCGCGCGCCCACGGGAGAAGCUGCGGACGCAGCGUUUUUCACCACCGGAUCAAGUAACGGGUUUGAUGAGAAUGAGAUAGGGAAGCAGUUACCUGAGGGGUUUGUGGAGAGGAUUAAAAAUGUGGGUUUGUUAGUAAGUGAGUGGGCCCCACAAGUAACCGUUUUGAAACAUCCUUCUAUCGGUGGUUUUGUUUCGCACUGUGGUUGGGGUUCUGUGCUUGAGAGUUUAACCAACGGCGUGCCUAUGGUUGCUUGGCCGCUUUAUGCGGAGCAGAGGAUGAAUGCGACGUUUCUGGCGGAGGAGCUUGGUGUCGGGGUAAAGACUACGGCGUCACUGACGAAGAAUCUGGUGGGGAGAGAGGAGAUAGCGCGGUUGGUGACUAAUUUGGUGGGACAAAAUGGGAAAAACAACCACCGUAUGAGGGAUAAAGUGAGAGAGAUUAAGGUGAGUGCAGAGAAAGCUUUGUGUCAGGGUGGCUCUUCUUGCACUGCAAUGUCUAAAGUGGCAAAAAUAAUUGAAACAGGAGAAUUAAUUACGCUUAAGAAAAACGUGCAGACAAACGAGGGAUGA